GAAGGCAGAGCAUCACUGGGCAGAAAGCAGAAGGAGGAAAAGACGAGACUGGCUUCCUGAGGGCAUGAGUAACCCAAGAUCACCGGGCGAGCUCUAUGAUGUACUCUCCUCCUCAGAAACCAAUAGGGCGAUAUUACACCUAAAGGAGUUGAAUGAUGACUUGAAGAAGAAAAAACAGGAGCUCAAAGAGAUGCUAAGUCCCCUGGAAGCAGAAAAAGACAUUUUAUUCCAGCAGCUAAUGAUUAAUCUGGAGGAAAAACAAAGGAGUUUGCAGAUCAUGGCACGGAUCAUGGCGGGCAAGGGAGAUGAUUCCGAAGACAGCUUGAUCCAUUCGCUGGAGAACAUCAAAGAAGCGGAGUUGCUGAAGCAGAGCCUGGAAAAGAGGAAUGAAAUGCUGUGGAAGGAAAUGGAAACGCUAUGGAGCAAGGACUAUCAGCAAGAUGAAUUCAGUGACCUUCUGAAACAGCUGCUUCACAAGAACAAGGAAGAAAUGCAGGUGUUAAGGGAACUAGCUCAGAGGAAAUUUCAGAGAGAAGAGCAAUAACUCCAUUUUCAAGAAGAAACGUGCACGAUUCAGAUGGAAAUUAGGGCAGCGUGAGACCAUGUAAGAUCUGGACAGUCACAGACGACAGCAAUCUAAUCCAGGGGGACCCUCAACUCUCUUCCCUUUACCACACGAAUACUUGGAGGGCCGGGUCACUGUAAACACAGAACCUGACAGACCACAGAUCUCAGAUGGUUGAGAGCACGGUUUCAGCCUUUUGAAUAAUUGAGGAGAGCUGGUCUUCUUUCCAUUCAUUCUGGAUUUCCAGGAUGUCACCUUUGUGUUAUCCCGCACUGUACCCUUCCUCGGCUUUGCUAGAGCACAGAGGAAUCUCUUUUAUAAGGAGCGGAAGGAAACGCUGGAAGAGAAGGAGAGAGACCCUGACCCAGUGAUGCUGCCCCGUCACGAACCAGAUUUUAGGCAAUCCACCAGGUCUCCUUGAAAACUGAAUCUAGAAUAGUACCGCAGUCUCUCCUGACCAGACCUUUCACAUUUGAUUAACAUUUCCGCAUAGUGA
Molecule: messenger RNA, 1061 nt
Organism: Ornithorhynchus anatinus (platypus)
Lineage: Eukaryota; Metazoa; Chordata; Mammalia; Monotremata; Ornithorhynchidae
Gene: CCDC196
Product: coiled-coil domain containing 196
Exons: 7
Coding region: 65-544 (159 amino acids)
Source: RefSeq, a predicted model, not a curated record